Molecule: messenger RNA, 363 nt
Organism: Papaver somniferum (opium poppy)
Lineage: Eukaryota; Viridiplantae; Streptophyta; Magnoliopsida; Ranunculales; Papaveraceae
Product: glycine-rich cell wall structural protein 2-like
Exons: 2
Coding region: 1-363 (120 amino acids)
Source: RefSeq, a predicted model, not a curated record
AUGCUCCUAAUUGGUGGAGCCAUAAGUUAUGGUACCAUCAGUCGUAAUAAUGGAAGUUCUUGCGGAGAUCAUGUUAGUUAUCCAAGUUUUUUUGGCAGAGGAGCUGGUGGUGUUUAUGACGAACGUACUGGUGCUGAAAGUGGUGGAGGAGCUGGCAGAGCUGAGGGUGGUGGUUCCGGUGCUGAAGGUGAUCAACAUGGUGGAGGGGAAGCUGGAGGAGUUUUCGGUGAUGGUUAUGGCACUGGAAAUGGUGGAGGAUCUGGUGGUGGUUCUGGCUAUGGUGCCGGAGGUGAACACAUCAGUGGUGCUGGAACUCAUGGUGGUGGUUAUGGUCUUGGAUUAGGGAGGUCCUGUUGUCUAUAA